This is a messenger RNA of Ceratina calcarata, 859 nucleotides long. RefSeq names its product sperm-associated antigen 7 homolog. The transcript is spliced from 5 exons. The record is from RefSeq and is a predicted model, not a curated record. The coding region runs from base 131 to 829 and encodes 232 amino acids. NCBI's taxonomy places the organism in Eukaryota, Metazoa, Arthropoda, Insecta, Hymenoptera, Apidae. Gene Ontology annotation, molecular function: nucleic acid binding.
UGAUUGUUCGUGUCGGUGCGUGACGAACACCAACGAGAAGUCUAAUUGAAACCUCACGUCAAUGUUGUUUUACUCUCGGACAAAUCGAGUUGUGCAUAUUAAAAAUCAUUGAUAAUCGCAGUUAAGGACGAUGGAUUUGCUAGGAUCUAUCUUGAAUUCGAUGGACAAACCCCCGUCCGUCAGUGACAAGCAAAAGGCGUUAAUGAAAAAGCAAAAGGAAGAAUAUCAGAAGCAUCAAAAAGCCGAGGCUGAGAGGCUAAAAGUUUUCCGAGAUAAGGUCGAGAAGAAAAUUAGCAAGUUUCUCCAAGACGAUAAUGCCAAGGAAUACAAGUUCCCUCCAAUGGAUCAAAUUCAAAGAAGCAUAAUACACGACGCUGCUGAAGUUGCAAGUAUAUGGGCAUACUCAUUCGGUGAAGAAGGAGUUGAUCGUCACAUUAUUCUUUUUAAAAGAGAACAUGCUCCAUCCGAAGAUCAGUUGAAUGCCUUACGCAGAGGAGAGGAAUGGAACGAGGAUAUAGCGAGAAGAUUGGCAGAGGAAAGGGAGAGGAGAGCCAAGGAGGAACAGGAGGCUGCUUCGAGACCUAAGAAACGAAAGGAUGACUUUGUACCAAAUAGCUAUUACAAGGAUAAGUAUCAGCAUUUGAUCGGAAAGGAAGCCGCUCUUGAAGCUGCAAGAAAGACGGAAGCUAACAGUAGCUAUGGUUGUGUUCCUAGUCAAAACAAGAAAGAUCAACGAAGCAUAGAGCAAACGCUCGCCGAUAUACGGGCGAAAAAGAGAAAAUUGGGAAACACGGACGAAUCGAAGCAAAAAGACGAGAAUAGCAAAUAAAUAUGUAUUUCAUUUCUUAUUUGUAAAUAA